Molecule: messenger RNA, 2781 nt
Organism: Rosa rugosa (rugosa rose)
Lineage: Eukaryota; Viridiplantae; Streptophyta; Magnoliopsida; Rosales; Rosaceae
Exons: 6
Coding region: 1-2781 (926 amino acids)
Molecular function (GO): RNA-DNA hybrid ribonuclease activity; nucleic acid binding
Source: RefSeq, a predicted model, not a curated record
AUGGAGGUUCUGGCUUGGAACUGCCGUGGUCUUAAUAACUCUGCGUCGCUUCAGGCGCUGAAGCUGUUGAUCCAACAACAGAAACCCUCAAUCAUUUUUCUUUCGGAGACGAAGGUGGAUGAUUGGAACUAUCUGAACGAUCUGCGACUGCAGAUUGGAUAUCUUAACUAUGAAGCAGUCUUCAGUGAAGGGCAGAGCGGAGGUGUGGCUCUGUUUUGGGGAGAUGGACUGGAUAUCAGGUUCCGUUCUAAGAGUCGAAACCAUGUUGAUGUUGAGGAUGUGGUGCGUCAGGGUUGGGAGAUGACAGUGGCAGGUUUGCCUAUGCUUCAAGUCAAGAAGAAGAUAAUGCAGACUCGUUUCUCUCUAAAUCAGUGGCAGCGUGUCACAUUUAGGGCAAGGAGUCGUGAGAUUGGGUACAUAAGGGACAGAUUGCAGAUCCUUUAUUUGCUGCCUAUGACUCAGGUAUACCAGGAGGAAUGCUUUGAUCUGCAUUCUAGGUUAGAAGGGCUUUUAGCUGAGGAGAGUGCAUAUUGGAGGCAACGCUCUAAGGUGUCUUGGCUUACAGAUGGGGAUAGAAACACGAAGUAUUUCCAUCGGAAGGCUUCCAAUCGUAGAGCUAAGAACAGAUUAUUUGGUUUGUUUGAUCACAAUGGGGUCUGGCAGGAUUCUAUGAAAGGAAUGGAAGAAGUUGUCUUGCUUUAUUUCACUGGAUUGUUUAAGGCAAAUGAUGUUAACUAUAUUCAUAUGCAGAGUGUGGUUGAAUUGGUGCAACCAAAGGUGAUUGCGGAGAUGAAUGCUGAUUUGUGUGCUCCAUACUCGGCAGCUGAGAUAAAAGCUGCUCUCUUUCAGAUGUAUCCUACGAAGGUGAAGGAUCCUGUUUCGGUAUCGGAUUUGAGGCCUAUAGCUUUGUGCAAUGUGUUGUACAAAAUAUGUUCUAAAGUGAUUGCUAACAGGCUUAAGAAAAUUUUGUCGCAUAUUAUCUCUCUAUUUCAGAGCGCUUUUAUUCCAGUUACUCAUGGUGAGCUACAGGGGAUCAAAAUUUGUGAGGGUGCUCCGGUAAUUCACCAUCUUCUCUUUGCUGAUGAUAGUCUUCUUUUUGGGAAGGCCACUCUAAGCGAAUGUCAGCAUAUACAAUCUGUUCUGAAUGCUUAUGAGUUGGCAUCUGGUCAACAGAUUAACUUUGCUAAGAGUAGCAUUGUGUUCAGCAAGAGAGUUCCUGAGGCUGAUAAGCUUUCUUUGGCAAGUUUUUUAGGUGUGACCAUUGAAGUCAAAAAUGAGAAAUAUCUGGGACUUCCUACUUACUUGGGGAGGAAUCAGACUGAAUCUUUUGCUUAUAUAAAAGAACGCUUGAGUAAGAAACUAGCUGGUUGGCAAGGUAAGCUCUUGAGUGGAGCUGGUAAAGAUUUGCUGGUUAGGGUGGUAGCGCAGGCUCUACCAUCCUAUGCUAUAAAUUGUUUUUUACUUCCAAAUAAUUUUUGUGAUGAUCUACAUCAAAUGUGUGCUAAGUUUUGGUGGGGCAGCAAACCUAAUGAAAGAAAAAUUCAUUGGAUGUCAUGGGAGCGUCUUUGUCGCUCCAAAGAGGAGGGUGGAAUGAGUUUCAGAGAUUUGCAUGCUCAUAAUUUAGCCUUGCUUGCCAAGCAAGGAUGGAGACUGAUACGGUAUCCGGGUUCUUUGGUGAGUCGGUUAUUUAAAGCUCGUUAUUUUCCACACUCUUCUUUUUUAAAUGCUACUACACCUACUCAUGCUUCUGCUUGCUGGAGAGGAAUAUUUGCUGCUAAAUCAGUGUUACAAGCGGGUCUUAGAUGGCAGGUUGGAAAUGGUACUUCUAUUCGGAUUUGGGAUGAUCCUUGGAUUCCAAGGCCGAAUUUGUUUCGUCCAAUAAGGUAUGGUCCCUCUCCUCGGGUGUUAGUUAGCGAUCUGAUGGUGGAUGGUCAUUGGAACAAAGAGCUUAUUUCUGAAAAUUUUCCUGCGGAUGAAGCUUUACUAAUUUGCUCCAUUCCGCUUAGUAGAAGCAUUGUUCCGGAUAGACUAAUUUGGCAUUUUGAUAUGAAAGGUCUGUUUACUACAAAGAGUGCAUAUAAAAUUGCAUUUGCUUCACUACAUCCUGUGCUUACUAGUGGCUCUUCCUCUAAUUCCAAUCUGAGUCAUUGGAAGUUUAUUUGGGCAGCUCCUAUCCCUGGAAAGGUUAAGGUACAUGUUUGGAAAGUUUGUGCUUCUAUACUAUACUCCCAACUGCUUCUCAACUCAGAAGUAGAAGAGUCCCAGUUGAGGAUGGUUGUUUGUUCUGUAACUCGGAAAAGGAGACCUUAUCUCAUUCACACCUCGUGCUUUUGCUUUUUUGCUGAUGUUGUUAUGGGGGGUGUGGAAAGAGAGAAACCAACGACUUUGGGUUGGAAAGGAAAGGACUGUGCAACAGGUUGGCUUAAGGUGAAUAUCGAUGGUGCCUUUGAUCAAGGCACACGUCGGGGAGGGUUAGGGAUAGUAGUAAGAGAUGCAGAUAGCACGGUGGUGGCAUGUGCUUGCGGUCAGUGUUCUGAUGUGUUGCAGCCAAUAGUGGUGGAGGCCUUGGCAAGCAGAUUAGCUUGCAAGCUAGUGGAGGAGAAUUCUCUAGCUCCAGUUAUUUUUGAAUCAGACUGCCUGCUGUUGGUUCAAGCUAUCCAAACUGAUGGAGAUGAUACCUCGCAGUUGGGUAGAAUUGUUGAUGACAUUUCUUUGUCUAUUUCUUAUUUAGCUGGUUCUUUUUUCUCUCAUGUUUAUAGAGAAUAUAAUCAAAUAUGCUAG